UGAUAAAAAAUCCCGCACACCCUCCAUCCAAACGCGUUAGUGUGUCGUUUUUUCGUAGCAGGCUAUGUCGUUGGGCAACGCAGGGCGAAUUGCUGUCUGUUGGACUGUUCUGACCGUGGGUGGCGUGUACGCAUUUGUGCUGUCCAAGAGAUCCGUUGAGAACCGGCGUUACGAGAGCAUGCGAGUGCGUGAGCGCAUGAGGAAAGCAAACCAAGGGGAUUACGACUCAACUGCAGCAUCGGACAGGCGAUUCGACUACUAACCGGUAGCACCCGCAUCCAGUCUCUAGAGCCCAGCAGAAAUAAACCCACAACA
This is a messenger RNA of Drosophila erecta, 315 nucleotides long. RefSeq lists its product as uncharacterized. The coding region runs from base 65 to 262 and encodes 65 amino acids. The transcript has 2 exons. Lineage: Eukaryota; Metazoa; Arthropoda; Insecta; Diptera; Drosophilidae. The record is from RefSeq and is a predicted model, not a curated record.